UGGCGAUGUGGGAAAAGAGUUCGGUUCUGAAUAACCAGAGUUGUUGGUAAGGAACAGGGGAAAGAAAUGGCGCCAGUGGGGUUGCCUCCAGGGUUCAGGUUCCAUCCCACCGAUGAAGAGCUUGUGAAUUACUAUCUCAAGAGGAAGAUCAGUGGCCAAGUAAUCGAGCUUGAUAUCAUUCCAGAGGUCGAUCUCUACAAAUGCGAGCCGUGGGAAUUAUCAGAAAAGUCAUUUCUGCCCAGUCGAGACCCGGAAUGGUACUUCUUUGGUCCGAGAGAUAGAAAGUAUCCAAAUGGGUUUAGAACAAACAGAGCCACGAGAGCGGGGUAUUGGAAGUCAACUGGAAAAGACAGGCGAGUGACUUCUCAUCAACGUGCCAUUGGGAUGAAAAAAACACUUGUUUACUAUAGAGGCCGAGCCCCUCAAGGCAUUAGGACCGACUGGGUCAUGCAUGAAUAUCGCCUCGACGACAAGGAUUGUGAAGACAGCUCUGGUAUUCAGGAUUCUUACGCGUUGUGUAGAGUGUUCAAGAAAAAUGGAAUAUGUUCGGAAGUGGAAGAACAACUAAGCGGGCAAAGCAGCAGCAGCAGUUUGUCAUUCAUAGACAACUCAAAUUCAACAUCACAAACUUUGGUCAAUGAUUACGAAACUUUAUCCCCUGAAGUUCUCAUGCCACCACCUUCGUCUUCUUGUGUCGAGGAAGAAGAAAAGGACGAUUCAUGGAUGCAGUUCAUUACAGAAGAUGCAUGGUGUGCUUCCAAUUCAUCACCCAUCGCCCUCCACGAUCUCUCUCACCUCACUUUCACCACCCAUUGAAACCAUACAUAACUUUUACACAUUUAAUUUUCUUCUUUACUAUAAUAAUCCAUACCAACCAGCUCUCUCUCGAGGGUGGUCAGACUUAUCAAUUUCCAUAUGUAGAUUAUGUAUUUUGGAUGCUGGGUGUGGUGGGUGAGUUCUUGUAGGGUCAAAUCAAUCAUCUAUGAACAAGACCCUAUGGAAUAUAUUUUGGUCAUUUAUCUGAUCUCUGACCUCUCAGUGUUUACUUCAAUAAGAAGAACAGCAAUAUAUACUGAUUCCUUUC
Molecule: messenger RNA, 1084 nt
Organism: Cucurbita pepo subsp. pepo (vegetable marrow)
Lineage: Eukaryota; Viridiplantae; Streptophyta; Magnoliopsida; Cucurbitales; Cucurbitaceae
Source: RefSeq, a predicted model, not a curated record